CUUGUGGAAACAUGAAAGGAUAUUUAAGUACUGACCGUGCUUGACUAUGUGGACGCCUUAGUGAUCAUGGUGGUCGAACUUGAGACUUGAGGGCGUAGCAGUGACGGUUGACAGUCCGUCGAAUAGAAAGGCCAGUGUGGGCUUAUGUAACCCGUGGAGCUUCGUGCCCGCCGUUGCUGUUUGGAGCUCUUGACUGGACAGCCUCACUCUCUCCUGUACACCCUCCCUCGAUUCCAAGCCUGCCACAAUGGAAGGCCUGUUCUUUAAUGUCAAUGGCGGGUACCUGGAAGGUAUCGUUCGUGGAUACCGAAACAGCCUACUCACUAGCCAGCAUUAUGCGAACUUGACCCAAUGUGAAACGGUAGAUGAUGUCAAGCUCCAGCUCGGCCCUGCAUACGGAGACUUCCUUGCCUCGCUGCCUCCGAACCCUUCCACCUCCGCUCUUGCAGGCAAGAUGACCGAGAAGCUGGUUGCCGAAUUUCGUUAUCUCCAGGCCCAGGCAACAGGUUCAUUCGCCAAGUUCAUGGAGUACCUGACAUACGGAUACAUGAUCGAUAACGUGGCACUAUUAAUUACCGGCACAUUACAUGAAAGAGAUACUCGUGAACUACUUGAGCGUUGCCAUCCUCUGGGCUGGUUCGAGACCAUGCCCGUUCUGUGUGUCGCAACCAACAUUGAAGAGCUUUACAACUCGGUGCUCGUGGAAACACCGCUGGCGCCAUAUUUCAAAGGAAGCUUAAGCCAUCACGAUCUGGACGAACUGAAUAUCGAGAUUGUCCGGAACACACUAUACAAGAACUAUCUAGAAGACUUCUAUAAAUUUGUCACCACAAACCCUGAAUUUAAAGGCACCCCAACACAAGAGGCGAUGUCAGAGAUCCUCGAGUUCGAAGCUGACCGCCGAGCAAUCAAUAUUACCCUGAACUCAUUCGGAACAGAGCUAUCCAAGCAAGAGCGGAAGAAACUCUACCCAGAAUUUGGAAAACUGUAUCCUGAAGGCUCCUUGAUGCUCUCAAGAGCGGAUGACGUGGAGAAUGUUGCUCUUGCCGUUAGCGGAGUAGGUGAUUACAAGACAUUCUUCGAUGCUGUCGGAUUAGCUCAGGGCGGUGGCGGCGGCAUUGGAAACAUGGCUGGUGGAGGGAGUGCCGAUGGGAAGAGCCUAGAAGAUCUAUUUUACCAGAAGGAAAUGGAGCUGUGCAAAAUUGUAUUUACACGACAGUUCACAGUGUCUAUUGUAUACGCUUGGGUGAGGUUACGGGAGCAGGAAAUUCGUAACGUCACCUGGAUCUCCGAGUGUAUCGCCCAACACCAGAAGGAAAGGAUAGGAAACUACAUCUCCGUUCUUUAGGCUCCAAUCGGAGCCCCAUGGCUUAUAUUACAUUCUACAUCUCCUUUAUCUCAACCAAAUUUGAUUCCUUGAAGUUUCCUGGGAAUUGCUAUGAGUCAUUGUAUGUAUGUCGGCGUUAACAAUCGAAAAUUUUAUUCUAAUGUAUUUACAAAUCUUAUUGUGUUUUUCCUUCUGGCAUGAUAGCUAGAUGUUACAUCAUACAUGCACUUGCCACACUAGCAACACUCCCAUGCAUAUUCCACAUUCAUAUCAAAACAUGUUUCAGACUGCAAUGUAAUCUCUCGAACUAAGGAGAUACCAGUCCCUUCUCCCGUUCUAUAAAAAAUGUAGUUGUUUGAUAUUCAAAUACUUGUACAUGGAUCCCGAACUCAGUCGGUUUUGAAAUUUCAUCAUUAAGCCCAGCACCAAAAUGAAAAAUGAAAAAACUCAAAAAUUCAAAAAAAAAAAAAAAAAAAC
Talaromyces proteolyticus is the source of this 1804-nucleotide messenger RNA. RefSeq names its product putative vacuolar ATP synthase subunit D. Gene Ontology annotation, cellular component: proton-transporting V-type ATPase, V0 domain; fungal-type vacuole membrane; vacuolar proton-transporting V-type ATPase complex. The transcript is spliced from 4 exons. Bases 248 to 1348 code for a protein of 366 amino acids. The record is from RefSeq and is a predicted model, not a curated record. Lineage: Eukaryota; Fungi; Ascomycota; Eurotiomycetes; Eurotiales; Trichocomaceae. Gene Ontology annotation, biological process: vacuolar acidification; vacuolar transport; proton transmembrane transport. Gene Ontology annotation, molecular function: proton-transporting ATPase activity, rotational mechanism.